This is a messenger RNA of Dioscorea cayenensis subsp. rotundata (Guinea yam), 3583 nucleotides long. Its product is annotated as pumilio homolog 1-like. The transcript has 10 exons. NCBI's taxonomy places the organism in Eukaryota, Viridiplantae, Streptophyta, Magnoliopsida, Dioscoreales, Dioscoreaceae. The coding region runs from base 253 to 3204 and encodes 983 amino acids. Gene Ontology annotation, cellular component: cytoplasm. Gene Ontology annotation, biological process: post-transcriptional regulation of gene expression. Gene Ontology annotation, molecular function: mRNA binding. The record is from RefSeq and is a predicted model, not a curated record.
UUCUCUUCAUUCCUCUCGCUUCCGAAAAGAACAUCCUUUCGCCCCUGAAACCCUAGAUCUCUUUUCCGAUCGAAAACCCUGAGAAAAGUUUGGGGUUUUCUCUGUUUUUCUCACGAUUUAGCUCGUGAUCUUCUCAUCUGAGUAGGAAAAAUCGUUUAUUGUGGGAUUUUUCUGGUUGAUUUGAUGUAGGAAUUGGUACAAAGGUGAGAAAUUUGUGGACUUUUGAUUUGGUUUUUUGGGGUUUGAGAGUAGAUGGUUAGCGAGGGAUCGGUGAGGAUGGCGCCGGCGCCGGCGGUGAACGGAGGGUUUGAGGACUUCGAGAGGGAUCUUGAAGCGGUGCUGCGUGAACAGCAGCACCAGAGCCGGGCGGCGCUUGAUCGGGAGCGUGAGCGGGAGCUUAACCUUUACCGUAGUGGGAGCGCGCCGCCAACUGUUGAGGGUUCGAGGAGGGCCGUCGGGAACUUGUUUGGUGCCCCAGGCGGCCAACCGGAGUCUCUGUUCGUUGAUAACCAUGAUGCCGGCGAGAUGCUCUCUGAGGACGAGAUGAGGUCGCACCCUGCUUACUUGUCAUACUAUUAUUCCAAUGAGAAUUUGAAUCCGAGGUUGCCACCGCCGAUGGUGUCAAAGGAGGACUGGAGGGUGGCGCAGAGGUUUCAUGGAUUUGGAGGGAUUGGUGAUCGGAGGAAAAAAGAGUCUUGGGAGGGUGAUGGGAGUAGUAGCUCACUGUUUUCUUUGCAGCCAGGGGUGUUACCACCGCAGCAGCAGUCCUCGCAAUGGUCCGGUCAUGGUGCCAAUGCACUUAUGGGAUUGCCGGACGUCGGCCUUGGCGCUCGGAGGAAAAGCUUUGCUGAUGUUGUUCAGGAAGAACUUAAUCUUUCUACAUCCAUGCCUAUGCACCACUCACGCCCGGUUAGUCGCAAUGCUUUUGAUAAUGUUGUCGACCGUGUAGCGGCAUCUGACUCUCAACACUCUCUGCUCCAUAAGGAAUCACAAAAUAUUGAAGGCCUGCAUGCUGGAGCAGCUAGUCCCAACCUUGUUAGGGUCAAGAGCCUUGGCUCUGGAAUUUCUCAUUCCUUUGCUUCUGCGGUGAGAUCUCCUAUUAGAAGUACUACUCCUGAACUUCCUCCCAUUGGAAGAUCUCCAAGUCCUUGCCUUCCCUCCAUAGGAGGCAGGUUGAGUGAUGUUGAGAAAAAGACUCUUUCAGGGACAAACGGCCUUGGCGGUGUUUCUGCACAUGUGCUCAAUGAUGGUGAUAUGGUGGCUGCUUUAUCUGGCCUGAGUUUAUCAAAAAAAUUAGUAUCAGAGAGAGGAGGAAAUCUUGUGCAAGGUCAGCUUCAUCAUGAAUUUUCUGAUCAACCUGAAUUUCUACUGAACAGGCCCACUGAUCAUAAGCAUUAUCUGCGACAAAAAAUCAUUGAGAAGUCUGAAGACAAGCCUUUAAAUAUCUCAACUGAUUUGUUCACUGGUUAUACUGACUUUUCCAAGAAAAAUGGUGCCUUGACUGACCUUGAAUUAUCAAAAUUAACUUCAAAUGAGCAGAUCAACUUGCAAAAACCGUCACCUUCCAGUAACCUUUAUAGAACAGUGGCGCCUCUUGGCACAAACACUACGCCAGGUUCUAGCCACUUUCAAGCUGUGGAUAUACAACAAAACCAAGCUGCUGCUGAUGAGCAAUUUUUGAAUAGAGCUGGCGAUCAAAUGGGAUCUGGUUUUCAAGUUCCGAUUGCUGAUCCACUAUAUGCGCAAUAUGUGCAAGGAGCAUCUGAUUCUAUUGCACAGGCUUCUGCAAGGCUUGAUCCUUCAUUUGGAAGAAAUUCUUUAGGAACUUCCCCUGUGGAUUUGGCUGGUUAUCAGAAAGCAUAUCUUGAAACAUUGCUUGCGCAGCAAAGACUACAGUAUGGCAUGCCCUUCUUUAGCAAAUCAGGUGGUUUAAAUCAUGGACUCUAUGGCAACAAUGUGUUUGAUGCUGGCAUCCCAUAUCAAGGAAGUCCAUUAUCUACCUCUGUUCUUUCAUCUUUGGGUAUUGGGAGUCCUUUAAGGCACAGUGAUCGACUAUCACGUUUCCCUUCCAUGACUAGAACUGCUGCAGGACCUCUAGGAUCUUGGACCUUAGAUAAUGGCACACUGGAAGAUGGCUUUGCUUCAUCAUUGUUGGAUGAAUUUAAGACUAACAAAACAAGAGCUUUUGAUCUAUCAGAUAUUGUGGACCAUGUUGUGAAAUUCAGUAUGGAUCAAUACGGAAGCCGAUUCAUUCAACAAAAAUUAGAAACUGCCUCCACAGAAGAGAAAAAUAAGAUCUUCCCUGAAAUUCUUCCACAGGCUCGGUCUUUGAUGACUGAUGUUUUUGGAAAUUAUGUUAUACAAAAGUUUUUUGAGCAUGGCACAGAAAUUCAGAGAAAGCAAUUGGCUAGCCAACUCACUGGUCAUGUGUUACCUCUAAGUCUUCAAAUGUAUGGUUGCAGAGUUAUUCAGAAGGCUUUAGAGGUAGUUGAUGUAGAGCAACAAACCAAAAUGGUUCUUGAGCUUGAAGGUUCAAUUAUGAAGUGCGUUCGUGAUCAGAAUGGCAAUCACGUAAUCCAGAAGUGCAUCGAGUGUGUCCCUCAAGAAAGGAUUCAAUUUAUCAUUAAGACCUUCUACGGGCAAGUCGUGGCACUCUCCACCCACCCAUAUGGUUGUCGUGUAAUUCAGAGGGUCUUGGAGCACUGUGAUGAUCCUGAAACACAAAGUACCAUGAUGGAUGAGAUACUUAAAUCUGUCUGCAUGUUGGCACAAGAUCAAUAUGGGAACUAUGUUGUUCAGCAUGUGCUGCAACACGGCAAGCCAGAAGAACGGUCUGCUAUUAUUUGCAAACUCAUUGGGCAGAUAGUGAAAAUGAGUCAGCAGAAGUUCGCUUCUAAUGUAGUUGAGAAGUGCUUGACUUUUGGUAGUCCUGAAGAACGUCAGCUGCUAAUAAAUGAGAUGCUUGGUACUACUGAUGAGAAUGAACCCUUACAGGCUAUGAUGAAAGACCAGUUUGGGAAUUACGUCGUUCAGAAGGUUCUCGAGACGUGUGAUGAUCGCAACAGAGAGCUAAUCCUUUCACGCAUUAAAGUUCACUUAAAUGCCUUAAAGAAGUAUACUUACGGAAAACACAUUGUCACUCGUGUUGAAAAGCUGGUUGCCGCAGGAGAGAGGCACAUUGGAAUCACCUCGCAUUCUUCCUGAAGAUGUGUUCGAGCAAUUGAUGAAAUUUUUGUACAGAUAAUGAGCCUAGUCUUACUUAUCAACCAAGUCUUUUCCCUUGGGAGAACAAAAAGGCAAGUUAUAACGGAGUAUAUCAACUUAUAUGUAAAUAAGUGAUAGGCUGCCUUUUGGAAUAAAAAUUUUGCUCGCCUUUUCGGAUGUAUAUUUUGAACUGGUAAUUUGAGUUUGUAAUAGCAUCAGCAACAACACUGCCAUGGAAGCCAUGUAUCUAUUUAGGUUUAGUCACUGGCAGUCUAGAAAAGCCUGACGUUGCAUUAGCACUUAACAUAAACUGUGUAAAGAUAAAACAGUGUAAUUUCCACAUACUGUAAAGGAAGGGUGCUCAGCAAUGGCACACAAA